GUCAUGGUUGUUUGAAGAAAAAAUAAAUUUAAUUUUCAAUUUUGACCCAUCAAAUAAAUUUUCAAUAUUUUCAAUGUGUACUUCCUUUUAGUUUUCGGGGAAUUGGCAUUCUGCAAUCCCUUUGACCAGAUGCAGAGAAACAAACAACUCUUCCGUUCGUUUCAUAUGCGAUUUCUUUGUUUUACGUCUUACAGUUUGCACUUUCCAGAGUUUAGAUUCGUUAUUUGCUUGUGAGUUUUUACAGAGAAUAUAACUCUUCCUUGGAUUCAAACUCGUUCUUCCUUUUUUGUCACCUUACAGUCAUUAUAGGGUUCUGAUUUUGAUUGAGAAGGUUCAGGCUUCAUAUCAGAAUGGUUACGGUUGAUAAUGGUAAAGAUGAAAUUGAGGAAUCUAAUGGAAAUAAAGUAAAUGACGUUGCUUCCAUAGAUAUUUCAACAUCUGGAAGAACGCUGGUGGGAGAUGAAAACUCUCAGAGGAAGUUCCAGAGCACCUUGAGUUUUCUUCCCAAUAGGAUCAACUUGUUGAAAUUUGGGUCUGCAUCUGCAAAAUUCAAGCGGCUUGCAACAGAAAAGGACCAGAUUUCACAGGGUGUGCCUUCACCGAGUUCUCUUCGCUUGAGGGAGCGCUUCAGUGGCAUGUUUGCUAAGAAGCUUGACUGGGGUUCACUCAAGAAGAUGUCUGUUGAAUGGAUUAGGGACCCGAUGAACAUGGCCCUUUUUGUGUGGAUCUUGUGUGUUGCUGUUUCUGGUGCAAUUCUGUUCCUUGUCAUGACUGGCAUGUUGAAUAGUGCGCUGCCAAGUAAGUCUCAGAGAAAUACAUGGUUUGAAGUGAACAAUCAAAUACUCAAUGCACUGUUUACACUGUUGUGUUUGUACCAGCAUCCAAAGAGGUGCUACCACCUUGUGCUUCUGUGCAGGUGGAAUCCACAAGAUAUCCCAAAACUUCGAAAGGUGUAUUGCAAGAAUGGGACUUAUAAGCCCCAUGAGUGGGCACACAUGAUGGUAGUGAUCAUUCUCCUUAAUCUGAACUGUUUUGCUCAAUAUGCACUUUGUGGUCUAAACUGGGGGUAUAAUAGAUCUGACCGCCCCGCCAUAGGAGUUGGAAUAUGCAUAUCUUUUGCUAUUGGUGCACCUGCAGUGGCUGGUCUGUAUUCCAUUCUUAGCCCUCUGGGUAAAGAUUAUAAUUCUGAGAUGGAUGAAGAAGCACAGGUUGAAGAUUCUGUUGCUCAGAGGCAAGACCAGCUGAGAGUGAAAUCAUUUCAGAAGAAAUAUUCAUUUGCAUCUAGACAGCAACAGAGGGUUAUUGAAAGUAGACCACAGUGGAGUGGAGGAAUACUUGACAUUUGGGAUGACAUUUCGCAAGCAUAUCUAUCACUUUUCUGUACAUUUUGUGUCUUUGGUUGGAACAUGGAGAGGCUUGGCUUUGGAAACAUGUACGUUCACAUUGCUACUUUUAUGCUGUUCUGUAUGGCUCCCUUCUGGAUUUUUACCUUGGCUGCUGUUAAUAUUGAGAAUGACACUGUUAGACAGGCUCUAGUGGCUACUGGGAUCAUUCUUUGUUUUUUUGGUGCACUCUAUGGUGGCUUUUGGAGGAUCCAGAUGAGAAAAAGGUUCAAUUUGCCUUCUUAUAACUUUUGUUUUGGCAAGCCUUCAGCUUCCGAUUGCACGCUUUGGUUAUGUUGUUGCUGGUGCUCUCUUGCUCAAGAAGUAAGGACGGCAAAUAGCUAUGACAUUGUAGAAGACAAAUUAUGCAGAAAAGAAGGUUCUUAUAGUGACCAACAGCCAAUGUCACCUUUGCCUCGUGAAGAUGUGGCAUCAAUCAAAUCUGGCACAAGUUCUCCUUUGGGUAACAACUCUUCCCCUUCUAUGAUCAAGCCAUCCAGUCCUCUAAGUUCAAGUAGUUUCUUGAAGGAAUAUCGUAGUCCAGAGAGACCACUAUCUACUGUAAAAGAAGAGCUUUCUGAAAGAGGAAAAGAUGAUACAAUGAACCCACCUAUUCCACCAUUAAUGCAAAGGGAAUCUCUUACUCCUUGAAGGUGAAAAGCGGUGAUGCUUUCUGCUUCCUACUAAACAUGGCAUUAUAGGGGAUGGUCCAUUGAAUUUUGUGCUUAGUAUAUCCUAGUUCAUGGUUUUAUCCUCUCAGUUCUCACACUGUAUAUCAGCCUUGAAUUUUUAGGAAGUACAUUCUUGAUGUUGAACAUCAGUCACAUUGUGUAAUUAAUUGAUUAGAUGUCUGCUUGAAACCAAGGUCCUUUUGCUUCUUUUUUGAGGUUUUCCUUACAAUUUUCCCCGAAGAUGAGAUGAUUUCGACGACAGAGGAAAAGGUUGUAGAGAACAUUGUACAUUCUUAAAUCUUACCGUGUUCCUUCUUGUGAGAGUUAAAAUAAAUGAUUAUGUAUACACAACCAGGUCUGGUUCUCCAAAUAACUUGUUCACUGCUGUUGAGUUUCCCUGUUCAUUUCAAGGCAUUGGAUACAGCUUGUUCAAUCCAAGAUAUAUCCAUGAAUGCAUUACUGUGAUCUUUCUGUGAUGUUAUUAAUCACAACAAGGAGCAUCUUUUUGUUAAAGGUGUGAUAUUGUAUUGGAGGGGGCGCGUGUAGGAGACAGAACAAUCUGAUUUAAUUUUAUUAUUUUAAUUAUACCAUCAAUUUAUUUUA
Vigna unguiculata (cowpea) is the source of this 2656-nucleotide messenger RNA. RefSeq lists its product as uncharacterized. NCBI's taxonomy places the organism in Eukaryota, Viridiplantae, Streptophyta, Magnoliopsida, Fabales, Fabaceae. Gene Ontology annotation, biological process: sesquiterpene biosynthetic process. The record is from RefSeq and is a predicted model, not a curated record. Gene Ontology annotation, molecular function: cyclase activity.